AUGAUCACGGAUCGAAAACAUAUCGGCCAAAUUCAGGGUAAAAGUGUUUAUAUAGUGAAAAACGUUAUAAUUUUGCCUUUGGAUUUUGAUCAUGCUUGUAGAAUUCUGGAAAGAUACGUAAGUUAUAUUAUUAUUUUAUCAAAAAGUUUAAAUGUUGCUAUUCACCGCGUCAAUUUUGAUUUAAAGUCCUGGCCUGUGGAUGACGAUGAUCAAGGAAGUGCUUGUGAUGAUAGUGGCACGACUGGGUCGCAUCAACGAUAUAUUUCUAGUGUGAUUGAGGAGACUAUCGUAGACCCCCAAAAUACUGACAAAACUGUUGAUCUAUCGUCAUCACCUACUUUAAUGACCCCUUCUAUUGAAGUUACACCACCAGCAGAAUCACAAACAAAAAAGCAACCACUUUCAGCGUUUGUUUCAAAAAUGAGGACUGCGUGGUCAGACUUCGGGCGGAGAAGAUCUCCAUCGUUAUAUUCCAAUGGAUCAGAUUCAGAAGAUUAUGAUAAGGAUAUAGAAUGGGAGACAAUAAUAUCAGUCAACGAAACAUAUGUGAAUGCGGACUCAAAUGAGGAUUCGGCAAAAGGACCAUCUACUGGUAAGUUGUCGAUAACUACCGGUUUAUCAAAUGCAGCGAAGAAGGUUACUGGCGCUUGGGAAGGUUUCGCAAACGAUGUUGGAAGCCCAAAAACUCUUAAUGUUAAAGACCCAAUUGAAAAGAGAGUUAUGGAUUCAAGGAUCACGAGAGAAAUCGCGUCAUUGUUUCGUUCGGAUGCAUUUUUCUAUUCUUAUGAUAUUGAUAUUACGACUUCUCUACAGCAGAAGUAUGAACGGGGUCAAUUAAAGGAUCAGCCACUAUGGAAACAAAUUAAUAAGAAAUUUUGGUGGAAUGAACAUAUGCUUAAAAAGUUUAUAGAGCUCGAGCUACAUGCUUGGAUAUUACCACUAAUGCAAGGCUAUGUGCAAUCAGAGCAUUGUGAGAUUGAAGAUCGAGUAUUUGAUUUUAUGAUCAUUUCUCGAAGAAGUCGAGAAAGACCAGGGCUGAGAUAUCAGCGCAGAGGUGUCAAUGAACAAGGGGCUGUAGCAAAUUAUGUUGAAACUGAACAAAUCCUUUCAAUUAAGAUUGAUGAUUCAAAUCAUGAUGUCUCAUUUUUACAAGUCCGUGGUUCAAUUCCAUUAUUCUGGUCUCAAUCUCCAUAUAGUCUAAAACCGAAACCGACUCUUGAAAGAUCUGCAGAUGAAAAUGCUGAAGCGUUUGCAAAGCACUUUGACAGUCUAUUAAACACAUAUGGGUACACUAAUUGCAUAAAUCUGGUCGAGUCCCAUGGAAGAGAAGCAAUUAUUGGUACCACUUAUCGCGAAGCCAUUCAAAAUUUAGGAAAUAAAAAUAUUGAGUAUAUCGAGUUUGAUUUUCAUAAAGAAUGCAGAGGGAUGAAGUAUGAAAACAUUUCCAAGUUAGUGUCUACACUGGCUAGAAAUUUCCAUUCUAUGAGCUAUUUCUGGCAAGCUGGCAAUAAUGAAGUUCAUUGUAAGCAAGUGGGAAUAUUUCGCACGAAUUGUAUGGAUUGUUUGGAUAGGACGAAUGUUGUACAGAGCGCAUUAGCACGAGAAGUUUUAAACCUACAACUUCUUAGACUUGGCAUCUCAGAAUUCAUAGAUGGUGGUAUAUCACAUUAUGAAGAAUUUGAAAAUAUUUUUAAUGAUGUUUGGGCAAAUAAUGGCGAUUCUAUAAGUAGAGAAUAUGCAGGAACCAGUGCUUUGAAAGGAAAACGAAAUCUUCAAGGAGUUGUCAAUGAUGCGUCAAAUUCGUUGGCUAGAAUGUUUCAAAAUACAUUUAAAGACUUCUUUAGACAGGCAACGAUUGAUUAUCUUCUUGGCAAUCAUUCAUUGGAUGUAUUUCAAGAAUUGCAGCAAAAGUUUGAAGCAUCACAACCUGGUGAUGCUGAAAGGUGGGCAAAAAUUAGAGCCAAUGCCAUUGAUAUUAGCAGUUCAAUUGUUAUUGUUGAUAAUGAAGAGAAAGUUGAUGGGUGGACUUUUUUGUCUCCAAGUGAACCAAACACACUGCGAAGUAAAUCGUAUGAGGAAAAAGUAUUGUUAUUAACCAAAAAAGCAUUAUAUGUAUGCACGUUUCAUUAUCGUCUUGAAAAAGUUGUACAAUUUAAGAGAAUUGGAUUGGGCGAAAUUGUUUGCAUUGAAAAGGGCGAAUAUAUAUUAUCAACAUUAUAUCCAUCGUGUGUAACACCAGAAGAUAAUUAUGGGUUUGUAAUAUACUAUCGAGCAUCGGGUGAAUCAAGCCGAGUAAAUAGCGGCAGUAUGAGAAAUAACAAUAACUUCGAUGAAAUCAAAAAAACUGUAUUUCCAUUAAAUAAAGCUGAUGACACCGGAAUUGGUGAUAAUAGAAUAAACUCUUUACCAGUGAGUCCUAAAAUUGACAACGAAGAUAAAAGGUUUAUGGCUUUUAAAGCAUUUCGAAGUAAUUUAGUUGGCGAAGCAACAAAAUUUGAUGGUGGUGCAGGGGGGACUAUUCCUAAUAGUUUAAGCAAUAAAGAUGGCAAAGGAACCAAUGAGGCUAAAGCAGCCGAAAGAGUUACUAGCAAGCAAGUCGUUAAUGAAGUUGUCGAUGAGCUUGUUAAAGCAUGUAGGGAUAUUGGAAACGUCGAAGAUGGAUUUGUCAUUGAAAAACCAAUCAUAGGGUACAUAUUUUUCGAUGGUAUUGCAAAGGACAAUUAA
Messenger RNA from Cetraspora pellucida, 2724 nucleotides. The record is from the annotation of a GenBank genome assembly. NCBI's taxonomy places the organism in Eukaryota, Fungi, Glomeromycota, Glomeromycetes, Diversisporales, Gigasporaceae.